AUGAGGCAUACUAGCAACAGAAUUCAACAUAGCAACAUAGCAACUAAGGCUCCCAUCUGUGUUGGAAAGUUCCAAAUGGGCACAUCUGAGACAGAGAACAAACCAUCUCCGGACAUCUCAGAAAAUGUGUCGCAGGAAACCCGUGAAGAGAUGCUUUCUAGGCAUAGGUUAACUGCUUGGAUCUACUGUUGCUGGAAGAAGGAGAUCUCCGAACUGCAUCACAAGGAAAUGCCAAUGAAAAAGGCAGCUGCAAAAGGCAGUAAGGCUGAGCAGAAAGCAAAGGAGAAACAAGUGGAGGAUGGAAUAUCCAAUCUUUCUGCAAACCUGAAACAAAAACAUGUGGAGGAACUUGCCUCGGUUGUGCCAACAAUGAUGAAUGCUGAAGAGGGAGAAUUUGAUAAUAAGAUUGCAGAGAGGUUUCAAAGUUAUUGUAAAGAUGUGGAGUCAACCGCAGCAUGGGGUGGACAGUUAGAACUCAGAGCACUAACUCACUGCUUGAAGAAACAUAUCAUGAUCUAUUCAGGAUCCUUCCCUAAUGUAGAGAUGGGAAGCAUCAACCUUUCUUACCAUCAGCAUGCAUUCGGUCUUGGUGAACAUUACAACUCUGUUGUUCCUAUCAAUAGGAUAAGAAAACAAUGCAUUAUAGGCCUAUUGGUUUCACCAAAUAAAGCCAACCUCAUUUCAGUUUUGUGCGAAAAGUACGAGACAUUAAAGGAUCUUGGUGCUGAAAAUUUCCGAGUGGCAAGGCUUCUCAGAAAUAAGAAGACCAAAGAGCUUCUUGCUCUCAAAUACAUUAAGAGAGAAAAGAAGAAAAUUUACCAUAGGAAUUUGAAACUGAAGAAUAUUUUCUUGGGUGAGAGAGUAUUCUUCAAAGGUUACAUGAUGCAAUUUCCUGCAGUCUGGAUUGCUGCACUCACAGCCCAAAUCAAUGGUGGGAACACCCGCAUAUAUAGCAUCUAA
Messenger RNA from Oldenlandia corymbosa var. corymbosa, 960 nucleotides. NCBI's taxonomy places the organism in Eukaryota, Viridiplantae, Streptophyta, Magnoliopsida, Gentianales, Rubiaceae. The record is from the annotation of a GenBank genome assembly.